This is a messenger RNA of Scleropages formosus (Asian bonytongue), 2206 nucleotides long. Its product is annotated as formin-binding protein 1-like. The record is from RefSeq and is a predicted model, not a curated record. The coding region runs from base 288 to 1964 and encodes 558 amino acids. Gene Ontology annotation, biological process: signal transduction. Lineage: Eukaryota; Metazoa; Chordata; Actinopteri; Osteoglossiformes; Osteoglossidae. Gene Ontology annotation, molecular function: protein binding. The transcript has 14 exons.
UUAAGGCUUUGAUCCGUCUACUCCAAAGUCAGAGCAACAGUUCGGACUGAUACCGCCUGUAAAGGCGACUUUGUUUGGGAGGAGAUGCUGAACCAUACAAACGACGGACGGGGCUUUUUAUCGCUGCGGCUGUAGAUGAACGUUUUUUGGAGUUUUUUUUCCCCGUUUUUCAGAGGUGACUUCGCCCCUAGGGACGGGUUAAGGACGUUUCCUGGACCUUGGAGGUCAUUUUCCCCGCCGUCCCGUGAGCUUCGAGUGGGACCCGUACGGGGAUGCCCUAGAAGUGGAUGCUGACUGCGCUCCGCCGGCCCCUUUCUUUCACCAUGAGCUGGGCGACGGCGCUCUGGGACCAGCUGGAAAAUCUUGACAAGCAUACACAAUGGGGGAUCGACUUCUUGGAGAAGUAUGCAAAAUUUGUCAAAGAAAGGAUGGAGAUCGAGCAGACCUAUGUAAAACAACUGAGAAACCUGGCAAAGAAGUUUUGUUCUAAGCAAUCAAAAGAGGAUGAACCCAAGUUUUCCUGCUGUCUUUCGUUCCAUGCCAUUCUGAGCGAGUUGAAUGACUAUGCUGGGCACAGGGAAGUCAUCGCCCAGGAGCUGGGAGACAAGCUGCAUGGAGAUCUGAUGAAGUAUUCACAGGAACUCAAGAAUGACAGGAAACAAUACCUGCAGGACUGGAGGAAGGCGCAGCAGCACAUUGAGCAGCAGUUGAAGCAGAUGGAAAGCGAUAAGAAAAAAUUUGAGCGAGAGUGGAAGGAAGCUGAGAAGUUACAGCUGCGAUAUGAGAAGUUGGAAAUUGACAUGAAUGUCACCAAAGCUGAUGUUGAAAAGGCAAAGAACCAACUCAGUGCCCAGCUUCAGGUGGUUGAGGAGAACAAGGAAGAAUACAUCAUUCAGCUGCAGAGCUUUAAUGAAGAGCAGAGGAAGUAUUUCAAUGUUACCCUUGUGCAGAUAUGUCAGAAGCUGCAGGAAAUGGACGAGAGACGCUCAGUGACACUUGGUGAGAGCUACAAAAGCCUAGGACAACUGGAGCAGAGGGUCUCCCCUGCCAUCUCCAAGUGUUUCCAAGGCAUGGUGAAUGCUGGGAAGUCAGUGGAUGCUAAGAAAGAUUCUGAGAUGGUGGUGCAACUAUACAAGUCUGGCUUGGAGACUCCAGGGGACUACUGCUUUGAAGACUUCUCCCAAGUUUCAGCUCGAACCCGUACAAGUUCUGCCUGCACCAUAAACGGGCCAAAGUUGGAUGGUGUGCUCCCAGACAGGAAGAUCAUAUUGGGCAAGGCCAGGAUCAAGCUAAGCCAGUGGAAGAGGCAGGUUCAGUUCAAGACCCAGACACCCAACACAUCUUCACUGUCGCUGGAGGACUACAGCCAUCUUUCCCCAGAGCAAAGUUGUAAGAAGCUGCAGCAGAGAAUUGACCAGCUGUACAAGGAUCUCCGCAUAGAGACGAACUACAGGGAUGGGCUCACGAAGAUGAAGGAGGGAUAUGAGAAGAAGCCCCAACUAGGGGACACCACAACCCUGGACACCAAAAUGUCUGAGUCUCUAGUAAACAUAGAGCACCUACGCUUAGAGAUCUCCAAGGCCGAGAAAUUGCUGUUAGAGAUGAAGGUGAAGCAGAGCGCAGAUGCAAGGAAACACCACAGCUCCGGGGACAACAUCUACAUGCCUUACAGCAUGGAGAGUCCUGAGGAGAGCUUGUAUGAGGAUGUCAUCAUAGUGGCAUGCCAGGAGUUUGACGACGAUCACUUUGAGUACGACAACAUUAAGCCUCUUUCUGCUGGCUGCUGCCGAGCUCUCUAUGAUUUUGAUGGUCAGGCCGAGGGCUCACUGAUCAUGAAAGCAAACGAGAUGCUUUAUGUCAUUGAGAAGGACAAGGGGGACGGAUGGACACGAGCACGCAACUGCAGCGGGCACGAGGGCUUUGUGCCCACGUCCUACCUGGAGAUAAAAGACCGGGUCCAGUAAAUGUCUUGUCAUAGUUCAGCCCUGUAGGUCCCCCUGCGAGGAAGCAUCAAUGACGGUCCGAGCUGCUCCGAUACAGACUCCAGACCAGUGGAGACAUACAUCCCUCACACCAUACCAGGAAUGGGCUACAGCAUGUGACAACUCCUCUGAGAGACCGGACAUCAGCCUGGCUUCCAGCUGUCCAGUAGUACAGCUUGUAAAAUGUCUGAAAUGCUUUAGGCAAAAUCUUUUUACAAUAUUUA